CCGUCUAUAAAUAACUAUGUAUGAUGGAAUGAUAACCGUGGCGAUCAGCACAUCGCCCCCAAACAAAAAAAAACAAUAAACAUGUUGUGUAUGUCUGAGAAUAAGCUUGGCACAUAGGUUUAUCAAGAAUCCAACAAUCCACGAAACGGAAUCCACGAGGAGGAUCCACGGCCUUCCGAAUUGUAUUGUAUUUUUUGGUUGUCCAAGCAUAAAACAUAAGCACAUCUUAUAUUUUCUCUCCUACUUUGUAUUUGUACUCUACUCUACUCCGUUGCAUCUAAGGGCAGCACUGACGCCACUAAAUAAUCGGUUUUUCUUUUUGUUCUGCUUAAGUAAUUGCAGACUUCAUAAACGCACGAUGAACUCUAACUCAGACUGUGAGGUGUGAGGUGAGGUGAGAGUCAAACAAAUCGAUUUGAGAGUCAGUCUAUCGCCAAAAAAUCGAAAAAGGCGCGAUCCCCAGUCGAUAAACGAAACGAUAACGAUUACAUAUAUGCUAAAUAACGAAAGCGAAAGCGCAAUGAAAUGCGUAUGCGUAUUGUUGUUAAAUCUAGGGCAUCAGUGAGUCCUGAAAACAAAAACCGAAACCGAAACGAGUCGACGAAUCGCCAGAACUAAUCCAAAAUGCAUAUAUAACUAUUAUCUCUCUCUUUCUCUUUCUUCUAUAUCUCUCUUUUUUAGUUCUCGUAAGCGUUUUUCUCCUUUUAAGUUUGUUCCGCCUAAGACAUAAGUUUAAUCGAGCUCAAGAUCGAGUUCGCAAUCGAAAUCGAAAACGAGGUAUUCGAGAUCGCGGGUAUUCGAGAUCGAGAGAGAGAUGACCAAUUAGAUAACUCCACUACUACUCUACUACCAAUCUACUACUACUACCAAUCAGCCACAAAACAACCAAGCCCAACCAGUACAUCGACAUUAAUCCGCUUCUAACCACCUCGCCACCACGUCGUCGUGUGCCGCCAGCCGGGGACUGAUCCGGGUCCCGAUCCUGAGAUUCCCGAGACUCUGAUUCUGGCUCCGGUCCUGUCCUGGUUGCAUUUACAUUAAGUACCAAUGAUUUUGUGUUUUGUCUUAGCUAGUUCAGAUCAACCAACCAAUCGUCCGUCCUGUCAUUUGUCCGAUUUGUUAAAAUGGGGUACUAAACAUCACCAACUAAUCAGUCUUUAAGUAAACGAUCUUUUCGAUCAACAUCCGCAUCUAGUAAUCCAUUAACUUAAGACCCAUGGGUCUAGCUCCUUGCGAGCUUCUAUCUUUCUAGAAGAAACAUUAACAGUGGGUAGAUAACAGCUUUUUGUAGGUAGGGCGGUGGAGAACCUAACCAACUUAAACAUAUUGUUGCUCUUAUUAUCGUUUCAGCGUCUUGUUUUCUUUUUUUUAUUUUUCUCUUUUUAUCACUGAGCAAUGUAAAAUGUGUGUGACCCUUCUUCAAGUCAGUUACCGCGCCCCCAACUCAUGGAAAUCGAAUACGAAAACGAAUACGAAAACCGCACCUAAGCCUUGACAAAUAAAUGACAAAAACUCAAGCCCCUCUGCAUAAACGAUAGACUCAUAGAAAGACUCUCAUCCAACGCAAAAGAAACGAAAAGUGAAAUAUGCAUUAACCUUAAGUAUCCAAUAAUCAAUAAUGAUCAAGUUAUAGCGGCAAUAUGUACCGAUUGAUACGCGCUCCAUAUAUCCCAACUGAUCCGCUCGAGGAGCCACUAUAUGAUUAACAAUUUGUUUUCUUAUUUUUUCCUUUUUGUCUUCAUCUUUCUUGCAGGCAGCAGGCAGUUUUUGUCUUUAUUUAAGCGGUUUCAAACGCAAUCUCUUGACCAAUUUGUCUGUCCCAUGCCAAUUAUGCCUUCGGAAACAGGCAGAAAAAGAAAAAUACCGAACAAGUCAAAUGAAAAGUCGAAUCGAAUCCCAAACAAAUUGCAUAGCUGAUGAUCGAUCAACUGAACUGAACUGAACCCUCCCCCAGUAUGAGAUGCACUAAUCCCUCUUCCCAAUUCUAGGCAAGUCCACGGAUUCGAAAAUUCCCUACCUUUCGCAGCCCCUGUACGAUCUCAAGCAGACGGGCGAUGUUAAGUUCGGUCCGGGCACUCGAUCGGCGCUCCUCGGCCUCUUGGGCGGCGCCCUGCCCAAGCUCUCCUCGGAGCAGCACGACCUGGUCAGCAAGGCCAAGAAGUACGCCAUGGAGCAGAGCAUCAAGAUGGUGCUCAUGAAGCAGACACUGGCCCACCAGCAGCAGCAAUUGGCCACCCAGCGAACUCAGGUUCAGAGGCAACAGGCACUGGCGCUUAUGUGCAGAGUCUACGUGGGCAGCAUUUCGUUUGAGCUCAAAGAAGACACCAUUCGCGUGGCCUUCACUCCCUUCGGUCCAAUCAAAUCCAUCAACAUGUCCUGGGAUCCCAUCACGCAGAAGCACAAGGGUUUCGCCUUUGUGGAGUACGAGAUUCCCGAGGGGGCACAGCUGGCGCUGGAGCAGAUGAACGGAGCCCUGAUGGGCGGCAGGAACAUCAAGGUAGGACGACCCAGUAACAUGCCACAGGCCCAGCAGGUGAUCGACGAGGUGCAGGAGGAGGCCAAGAGCUUCAACCGCAUCUACGUGGCCUCCAUCCAUCCCGAUCUGUCCGAGGAGGACAUCAAGAGUGUCUUCGAGGCCUUCGGACCGAUCCUCUACUGCAAGCUGGCCCAGGGCACCUCCUUGCACACGCACAAGGGCUACGGCUUCAUCGAGUAUGCCAACAAACAGGCCAUGGACGAGGCCAUUGCCAGCAUGAAUCUUUUUGAUCUGGGUGGACAGUUACUGAGAGUGGGUCGCUCGAUUACGCCGCCGAAUGCCCUUGCCUGUCCCACAACAAACUCCACGAUGCCCACGGCCGCGGCAGUGGCUGCAGCGGCGGCAACAGCCAAGAUCCAGGCCCUGGACGCGGUGGCCAGCAAUGCUGUGCUGGGCCUGUCACAGAACACUCCCGUCAUGGCAGCCGGCGCGGUGGUCACCAAGGUGGGAGCCAUGCCAGUGGUUUCUGCAGCCACAUCGGCGGCUGCUCUGCAUCCUGCGUUGGCCCAGGCGGCACCUGCUCUUCUUCCGCCCGGAAUAUUCCAGGCACCCUCUCCCGUGGCGCCCAGUUUGCUGGGUGUUCCCGCUGGACUCCAGCCUCUUCAGCCGGUCGUGCCCACUCUUCCGCCGCCCGCGCUCUUGGCCACACCCACUCUGCCCAUGUCAGUCGGCGGUGUUGGUGUGGGCAUAGUGCCCACGGUGGCCACUUUGUCGGUCUCGGAGGCCAGCAAUGGAGCCGCCGCUGCGGCUGUACUCUCGGCCGCUGCAAAUAACGCCGCUGUCACGGCAGCCAAUCUCUCGGAGAACAUCAAGAAGGCGCAUGAGAAGCAGCAGGAGGAGCUGCAGAAGAAGCUGAUGGACGAGGGCGAUGUGCAGACGCUGCAGCAGCAGGAGAACAUGUCAAUCAAGGGCCAGAGCGCAAGGCAGCUGGUGAUGCAGCGGCUAAUGCGGCCGGUGGACUCACGGGUGAUCAUUCUGCGAAACAUGGUUGGUCCCGAGGAUGUGGACGAGACCCUGCAGGAGGAGAUCCAGGAGGAGUGCAGUAAAUUCGGCACCGUCAGCCGGGUGAUCAUCUUCAACGAAAAGCAGACGGAGAACGAGGACGACGACGAGGCGGAGAUCAUUGUGAAGAUCUUUGUGGAGUUCUCGGCCGGCGCGGAAGCCAUGCGAGGAAAGGAAGCGCUCGACGGCAGGUUCUUUGGCGGACGAAGAGUUGUGGCCGAGCUCUACGACCAGGGAAUUUUCGAUCAGGGAGAUCUGUCCGGCUAGAAGGGGGAGAUGAUCCCGAUCCCCCCGGUCUUUGUUCUGUCAUUUUUUACGUAGCACCUAAAAACGAAAACGAUGCAAGUUUAUUUAUUACGCCAGUCCGGAGACAACCGACCAUUGUUGAGCGGCGCGGCAGCCAGAUUACAAUUAUGAUUAUGAUGAGAUGAUUCUGCAACGCAGUGAUUUAGAUUUAAAGAGAGAUCCCCGUAGCGAGGGGAGCGAUUUUCAGUGUUUUUGUAUUAUUGCUUGCCCUCGGAACACCGAAAACCACAAAAGAAAGCCCAAGCAAGCACACAACGGCCGACUAACAACGUGUACAUUUACAUUUGACUAAUUUCAGCGCUUUCAAAAUAAAUAUUAGUUUCCCAUUAAAA
Messenger RNA from Drosophila subpulchrella, 4176 nucleotides. It is a transcript of the gene hfp, whose product is annotated as poly(U)-binding-splicing factor half pint. NCBI's taxonomy places the organism in Eukaryota, Metazoa, Arthropoda, Insecta, Diptera, Drosophilidae. The transcript is spliced from 4 exons. The coding region runs from base 2168 to 3805 and encodes 545 amino acids. Gene Ontology annotation, molecular function: RNA binding. Gene Ontology annotation, cellular component: precatalytic spliceosome; catalytic step 2 spliceosome. The record is from RefSeq and is a predicted model, not a curated record. Gene Ontology annotation, biological process: regulation of alternative mRNA splicing, via spliceosome; alternative mRNA splicing, via spliceosome; mRNA splice site recognition.